Molecule: messenger RNA, 1242 nt
Organism: Triticum turgidum subsp. durum (durum wheat)
Lineage: Eukaryota; Viridiplantae; Streptophyta; Magnoliopsida; Poales; Poaceae
Source: the annotation of a GenBank genome assembly
AUGCUGUCUGAGGGUCUCCUGCCCACCGCCCACACCCUCUCCGCAUCCCUCCCCGCUUGCCGCGGACUCGCCCUGGGGCGCGCCCUGCACGCGUACGCUUUCAAGCUGGCCCUCUCCGGUGACUCCUACGUCGCCACCGCGCUGCUCAGCAUGUACGCGCGGGCGGGGGACGCCGCUGCCGCUCGUGCUCUUUUCGACGAGAUGCCAGAUCCGCACGUCGUGUCUGUCACGGCGAUGCUCACCUGCUACGCGAACAUGGGUGCGCUGGACGACGCGCGCAGGCUGUUCGACGGGUUGCCCAGGAAGGACUUCAUCUGUUGGAACGCGAUGAUUGACGGGUACACGCAGCACGGGAAGCCUAAUGAGGCGCUCCAGUUGUUUCGGCGGAUGCUGAGGUCGAGCGUUGAGCCUGACGAGGUGACAGUUGUGCUGGUGCUGUCUGCGGUUGCGCAGCUUGGUACGGUGGAGUCAGGGAAGUGGCUUCAUUCCUAUGUCAAGAACAAUUGGCGUGUUCAACUCAAUGUCAGAGUGGGCACGGCACUCAUUGACAUGUACUGCAAAUGCGGAAGCUUGGAGGACGCUGUUGCCGUAUUCCACGGCAUUGGUGACAAAGAUAUUGUUGUGUGGAACGCCAUGAUCAAUGGUUAUGCAAUGCACGGAGAUAGCAGAAAGGCACUGGAGAUGUUUGUGCAAUUGCGGGAGCAGGGCCUGUGGCCGACAGAUAUCACCUUCAUUGGUUUGCUCAAUGCGUGCAGUCAUUCUGGGCUGGUUGAGGAGGGCCGCAGGUUCUUCCAGUCGAUGGAGCAUGAGUACGGCAUUGAUCCCAAGAUCGAGCACUAUGAUUGCAUGGUGGACCUUCUGGGUCGUGCGGGGCUCAUAGAAGAAGCAUUCCAUCUUGUGCAGAGCAUGACAAUAACACCUGACGCUGUCAUGUGGGUGUCACUACUUGCUGCAUGCCGGCUUCACAAGAACAUGGCGUUAGGCCAGCGGUUUGCGGACUUCCUUGUUGCCAAGGGGUUAGCCAACUCAGGGGUGUAUAUCCUCCUUUCCAACAUCUAUGCAGCUGUCGGUAAAUGGGAAGAAGUGGCGCGGGUGCGGUCCAUGAUGAAGGCUAGUGGUAUUGAGAUAGACCGCAAGGUAUACGAGUUCGUUGCGGGGGAUAUGAGCCACCCCUGGAUGAGGCCACGAAGGAGAAGGCACUUGCGGUCCACAGCGAGAAGCUUGCUGUUGCAUUUGGACUGA